GCCUCGGUGGCAGGACGAUAAGGACGUCUACGGCACAAUGGCCGACGUUCCAUCGACCUCGUCAUCUACAAAGCAGCAAGAAGAGGUGCAAGCGCAUGGCACGCAGAAGCGAAAGAGGACGAGGGGGCCUCGAUCGUGCGUGGGCUGCCGAAAGGCGAAGCAGCGCUGCGACCUUCCGGAUGUGACAGCGGUUUUGGCGAGCGAGGCGCCGCAGCCGACCGAGCUGGCAUGCCAUCGAUGCAAGGUCCUCAAGCAGGCUUGCAUUGUUUCGGAGCCGCUGCCCGCUUCGUAUAGAAAACGAGGUGGCCCUAAAUCUUUGCGCGCCAAUGCUGUGCCUGCGAGCUUGCAACUUCAGCAGCAACAGCAGCAGCAAGAGCGGCAGCAUCACCACCUCAGAGAUCAUCCAGCGUCAAAGAGAGCACGGCACGCCAAAGGCACAGGACCGGGUCCCGUAGUAGCUGAGUCUGAUGAAGACGACGAAGUUGUCGUAGUGGCUUCCAUGGUCGAUGAGGAGGGCGACGUGGAGGAUGUGGAUGCGGAGGUGGAAGAAGGGGUGUUUGCUCGACGAGAACAUGUCUUUGAUCCCGACAUGAUGGAGGUCAACUGGAAUCGUAGACAUCAACGCACCCAUCCUCGUCUUACGGAUUCGAUCUCUGGGCGCCGCCCCGACUCGCCUCAGGGUCCAGAUGCAGAGGCCCUUCUCAACAGAAGCCGCAGCGGACCGAACUUCGGACCCCAAAGUGCAGCUAAGGAUGUGGCUGCCGGCAUGAGAGAGCCGAGAUGGCAGAAGGAAGAGGGAGACCAAGCAGGGUUUCUAGCCGAUGCCCCAGGGAGCUUUCCGGUGGAUGCCUUGGUCAGCUCGCGACCAUGGAUCGACUCUGUGCGCUCGUCUCUGCGUCCAUAUGAUUCCCUACGUAUGCUAUGCUAUCGUCAAGCGACGUUCCGCAGGCCACCUCCUCCAUCCGCAUGGAACCUAUUCACCCCAGAGCAAGCCUCAAGCUCGGAGCCCUCCUCCUUUUCCCGCUCAGCUCCCUUUCCCACAAAGUCUGUCGAACAGAUCCUCUGCGACUAUGGGCCACUACUCGACGUCAAUCGAAUGAACGAAGCGCUCGAGUCCUAUCGCUUGCACAUUCCGUUCGUGGAGUCGAUCCUCGCAGAAGAGAUCUAUGGCGGUGCAUCACCAGACAGUUCCAAAGCAAAACGUUCAAGAAACGGUAGACAUGUGCAGGGCAGCCAACCAAAAGGUGGUUUGUUUCUCGGCGUGCUCGUCUAUCUCGCGGCCAAGCGUCUCGGUGCUCAUCGUCUCGAGGCUGAGCUGCUCGCAGCCCUGCGUCAAGAGGCACUGGCCACCCUACUGAGAGGCCCAUCAGAACCCGGCGAGGCGGCGGCGCUGGCCUGCCUGGCCCUGUACGAGCCUCUGCUUUUGGCCAAGCAUGACGAAGAGUGGGACUAUACAGGAUGCGGAAAGACAUUCGAGGGCUCCUUCGACGGCGUCGGUCUCCUCGCAGCAGCAUCUACCGCCACUUCAAACAGCAUCGAUCUGGCUGACACGGCCAGGCAGCUGGGUGCUGGAGUACCGACAGAAUCAUCUAUUUGUCUUCUCAGAAAGGCGAGCUUGGCCGUGUCUCUCUCCUCGUACACGACGUUCGUCAGUCUCGCGGGCAACAUUCAACGAAGACCGUUUGUGGAAUGCCCUAUGGACAGCCUGCAGGCGAUUCAAGAAUAUUGCGCGAAUCCAGUCCCUCGUCCUUUCCCGCCUUCGAGCGCUACGCAACGAGAAAGAAAAGACAAAGAAGUUGACGACGAGGAGGAACGUGGCGAAAGCGGUAACGAGAAUGAAGAAGAGGGAUGCGAGGAAGAAAGGGACGCGAAUGCAGAGCAAGAGGAGCGUCUCUGGAUGCUCUGUUCGAUUCUGCGGUACCAGGCUGUGGCCGUGAUGCGGACCUUCUGCCAGGAGCAGAAUGCGAAGAUAGAGCGUUUGCCUCCAUCAGUGCUUGGGGAAGAGAUCCACAACAUUGUUGUGGAGAGCAUCGAUGGCCUCCAGGCGCGCAUCGAUGAUUUCAGUGCCCAGCUCCGCUCUCUCGCUCGGCUGAUUGAUCAGGUCUCACAAGAGCACUUGGACUACCAGCAAGAGCUCCAGCAGCUCAGGGAGCAAAUGUCAGGAAAACGAGGAAGAUCGUCCGCGUCGAGGGGUAAAGGGACAGGCGCGGAAAGUGAACGACCAUCGAGGGCUGGCAAGUCGAGAAAGGGCGUGCAGUCGCCGUGGCUAAUCCGCAUCGACUGGCUCGAAUUCGAAUUUGUGGCGCUGCACUUUGUCUGCCUCAGUCGGAUCACUGAGAGUACAAUCGUCCUCUAUGACAGCAAGAUCGGGCCUUGUAACUCGUCCAAGACGUUUUUGGGCCGUCUGUCUGGCCACACGGAUCUAUUUGAGACCUUGGUACUCCUUGGUGGCCAUCAUCGAACACUGCAAGCCGCCCAGGUUGCUGUCCGCAUCUCGAAUCUGGUCCUCCCUCGACUGGCCAAUGGCUCCUUUCGAGCCCUCACUCCGCCACCUGCCUUUGUGGCGGGCGUGACGCUGACAUCAAUUCAGGCUCUCGCCGAAGAAGUGGCCGCCGUCUCUCAAGACUCGACGUGGAACAAGCGUGCCGCUUCGGUUGCUCCAAAGGCUCAAUUCUCGGCUCUUGUGAUGCGCAACAUGGCACAGGCGCUCAAAGCUCUUGAUUCAAAGGCCCCGCCCUCUUCAUCGUCAACAAUGUUCCGAUGGCAUCACCGCCAACCCCGAAAUUCGACCAGUGAUCGACCCGUUGAGCAAGGAGGCGAUGACGAUGGCGAAGACGAAGAAGCGAGAGCACAGCGCGAAAAACAGGAGGAAGCACUGGCUACCUCUGUUCGUCGUCAUGCCAGUAUCUUGGCGACUUCAGCAGCCAUUUCGCAAAAGACAGGUGACGCCAUCUACGACUGGACCUCGGCAUCGCACGAGCUGAGGGGUGUAAAGGGAAAGCAGAGUCAUCCGCAGAAGCAGGGCGAGGUUCAUUUCCCAUCACAGCUCGGCGAGCAAUGGAAGGGGGUCACCCAGUGCGAACCUCCCAUGGCGUCUGAAGUCCCCUAUCAGACUUCGUACCAUAGUCAGUGGCGUUCGUAUGCGGACAAUGCCACUCGGAGAUCUUCUUCCAACGCUACACCGCAGCCUGGGCCGCCCCAACAGGCUCGCUAUGGCCGGGCUCCGACAAGUGGGGUUAUCGCCCCUCCUUUUUACGGGACCAACAUGGAGAAUCCGCAAAUGCCUCGUCAUUUCCCCCCUCGUCGACGGCAAGAAGGGCCAAAUCACCCGCAGCAGCAGCGAGACCCCUCGUCACCUUAUGCGCACGACGCGUCCUUCUUGAUCGAUUUUGUCGCUGCUCAGCAGCAGUCGAAUGGGCAGCCCAGCGGUGCAGGUCCUGUCGACCACACUCCGGCAAAUCCGCAUGAAACACAGCAGCAACGGCAGACACCUCUAUCCAACCCACCAGGCCCAGUACCAGGGGAUGGAAGCCAGGGACCGCAAGGUGGCCACGCUGGUGCCUUCUACAGAAAUGGCGCAGGCGACGACCUGAGUCAAUUUCCUGGCCCUUCUCUCGACGAAUUCGACAUGCUGUUGUACGAGAUUGCGUCGGUGCCGAUUGACAACUACUUCAUCCCUGGCGCCUGAUUGUCAAGCAACACACGAGAGCGACUUUCUCGCUCGUUCCUUUGUCGUGCUUUGUAACUUGUAACUUGUAACGUGUACAACUACAUCAAUAAUGUCAUUUCAAAUCGCUCAU
Acaromyces ingoldii is the source of this 3800-nucleotide messenger RNA. RefSeq lists its product as hypothetical. The record is from RefSeq and is a predicted model, not a curated record. Gene Ontology annotation, biological process: regulation of DNA-templated transcription. NCBI's taxonomy places the organism in Eukaryota, Fungi, Basidiomycota, Exobasidiomycetes, Exobasidiales, Cryptobasidiaceae. Bases 38 to 3688 code for a protein of 1216 amino acids. Gene Ontology annotation, molecular function: DNA-binding transcription factor activity, RNA polymerase II-specific; zinc ion binding. The transcript has 2 exons.